This is a messenger RNA of Mus pahari (shrew mouse), 2997 nucleotides long. RefSeq names its product CCR4-NOT transcription complex subunit 3 (gene Cnot3). Gene Ontology annotation, cellular component: nucleus; P-body; CCR4-NOT core complex. The record is from RefSeq and is a predicted model, not a curated record. Gene Ontology annotation, biological process: nuclear-transcribed mRNA poly(A) tail shortening; regulation of DNA-templated transcription; regulation of stem cell population maintenance. The transcript is spliced from 19 exons. The coding region runs from base 463 to 2721 and encodes 752 amino acids. NCBI's taxonomy places the organism in Eukaryota, Metazoa, Chordata, Mammalia, Rodentia, Muridae.
GAGAAGAGAGGAGGGGAGGCCUCCGCCGCCGCCAUCUUGGACCGGGCCCGUUCAGCUUCCGUGGAGCCGUCGGCAGCCGCUGCCGGGCCUUUCCUUGAUCCCUGAAUCCCCUACUCGGUCGUCUAGAACAAUCCCGGGCCCACUUCCUCUAUCAACAACCCAACCCCACUUCCGGCUUUCGCGCCCUCUUAUCGCGAUAGCGCCCGGGCUCGGGGCGCGAGGAAAGAGGAAAAAAAAAAAAAAAAAGGCGGCGGGCGGGCGCUCGCCUCUCUCUCCCCCCUCCUCGCCCGUCGCGAUACGCUCCGCAGCGGCGGCGCCAGCUCCUGCGGUGAGCGUCAGGGGGAAGCCUCUUUGGAAGAGAAGGAUCUUGUGGAGGAAAAAGUCCCCAAGACCCGAGGGUGCAGUUAACGUUCGUCCAUUUUGAAGAGAGUAUGAAGAGAGUGCGUCUGUAGGGCAGGGAAGAUGGCGGACAAGCGCAAACUCCAAGGUGAGAUUGAUCGCUGCCUCAAGAAGGUGUCCGAAGGCGUGGAGCAGUUUGAAGAUAUUUGGCAAAAGCUCCACAAUGCAGCCAACGCGAACCAGAAAGAAAAGUAUGAGGCUGACCUAAAGAAGGAGAUUAAGAAGCUACAACGGCUGAGGGACCAGAUCAAGACAUGGGUAGCAUCAAAUGAGAUCAAGGACAAAAGGCAGCUUAUCGAAAACCGCAAGCUCAUUGAAACGCAAAUGGAACGGUUCAAAGUUGUGGAACGAGAGACCAAAACCAAAGCUUAUAGCAAGGAGGGUCUGGGUCUGGCUCAGAAGGUGGAUCCUGCCCAGAAGGAGAAGGAAGAAGUUGGCCAGUGGCUCACGAACACCAUUGACACCUUAAAUAUGCAGGUGGACCAGUUUGAGAGUGAAGUGGAGUCACUGUCGGUACAGACACGCAAGAAGAAAGGCGACAAGGAUCAGAAGCAGGACCGGAUUGAGGGCUUGAAGCGGCACAUCGAGAAGCACCGCUACCAUGUACGAAUGCUGGAGACCAUCCUGCGUAUGCUGGACAAUGACUCCAUCCUGGUUGAUGCCAUCCGCAAGAUCAAGGAUGAUGUGGAGUACUACGUGGACUCAUCCCAGGACCCCGACUUCGAAGAGAACGAAUUCCUCUAUGACGACCUGGACCUCGAGGACAUUCCACAGGCGCUGGUCGCCACCUCCCCCCCCAGCCACAGCCACAUGGAGGACGAGAUCUUCAACCAGUCUAGCAGUACACCCACCUCAACAACCUCCAGCUCUCCCAUCCCACCCAGCCCAGCAAACUGCACUACGGAAAACUCUGAAGAUGAUAAGAAGAGAGGCCGCUCAACAGAUAGUGAAGUCAGCCAGUCUCCAGCCAAAAAUGGCUCCAAGCCUGUCCACAGCAACCAGCACCCCCAGUCCCCAGCUGUGCCGCCCACCUACCCCUCUGGCCCCCCACCUGCCACUUCUGCCUUGAGCUCCACCCCUGGCAACAAUGGGGCCUCUACCCCAGCAGCACCUACAAGUGCCCUGGGCCCUAAGGCCAGUCCAGCUCCCAGCCACAACUCGGGUACUCCUGCACCCUAUGCCCAGGCUGUGGCCCCACCCAAUGCCAGCGGGCCCAGCAAUGCCCAGCCACGGCCCCCCAGUGCCCAGCCAAGCGGGGGAAGUGGUGGUGGCAGCGGAGGGAGCAGCAGCAAUAGUAACAGUGGCACAGGCGGAGGGGCUGGCAAGCAGAACGGUGCCACCAGCUAUAGUUCGGUUGUGGCAGACAGCCCUGCAGAGGUGACCCUGAGUAGCAGUGGGAGCAGCAGUGCCAGCAGCCAAGCCCUUGGGCCCACUUCGGGCCCUCACAACCCAGCUCCCAGCACCUCAAAGGAAUCCAGUACGGCAGCCCCUUCGGGGGCUGGGAGUGUGGCUUCAGGCUCAGGGAACAACUCAGGGGGACCCAGCCUCUUGGUGCCACUGCCUGUAAAUCCCCCCAGUUCUCCAACACCCAGCUUCAGUGAAGCCAAGGCAGCUGGUACCCUGCUCAAUGGUCCUCCACAGUUCAGCACCACCCCAGAAAUCAAGGCCCCUGAACCGCUCAGCUCUCUGAAAUCCAUGGCAGAACGGGCAGCUAUCAGCUCUGGUAUUGAGGACCCUGUGCCAACGUUACACCUAACUGAUCGAGACAUCAUCCUGAGCAGCACAUCAGCACCACCCACCUCAUCCCAGCCACCCCUGCAGCUGUCAGAGGUGAACAUACCAUUGUCACUGGGCGUCUGUCCACUGGGGCCAGUGUCCCUCACCAAGGAGCAGCUAUACCAACAGGCCAUGGAAGAGGCCGCCUGGCACCACAUGCCCCACCCCUCUGACUCCGAGCGCAUUCGGCAGUACCUCCCCCGGAACCCUUGCCCGACACCCCCCUACCACCACCAGAUGCCACCCCCACACUCGGACACUGUGGAGUUCUACCAGCGCCUGUCAACUGAGACGCUCUUCUUCAUCUUCUACUAUCUGGAGGGAACCAAGGCACAGUACUUGGCAGCCAAGGCCCUAAAGAAGCAGUCCUGGCGAUUCCACACCAAGUAUAUGAUGUGGUUCCAGAGGCACGAGGAGCCCAAGACCAUCACAGAUGAGUUUGAGCAGGGCACCUACAUCUACUUUGACUACGAGAAGUGGGGCCAGCGGAAGAAGGAAGGCUUCACCUUUGAGUACCGCUACCUGGAGGACCGGGACCUCCAGUGACACCGGCCCCCCCCUCUACCCUCCCCCUCCCCCGCAUGCUGAUCCCCCUGCCCAGGUGAGGGCCCUGCCCUGGAAGACUGGGGGAGGCCCAAGGCCAUGGGACACCCUCCCCCCCAGGAAGCAGGGAAGGGAUAGGGAGGUUUUCUCUUCCUCUCUGCCCUACCCUGGGGGCCUGGGGGCAAGGGCUGCCCCCUCCUCCCCUCCCCAGUGAGGGACAUUUUUUGGUAAACCUAUUUUCAUUUUGGAAAAUAUUUAUGAAUAAAUAGUUUUAUAUGA